AUGCGACGCGCGUUGGUCGCCGCGGUGCGCUUCGCGCUUGCCAACGCGCCCGCCCCGUCGCGCGAUCCCGUCGCCGCGCUCCCGCGCUGGCAUCGGAUCCCGCCUCUCGCGAGUUCGGGCGGCACCGGAUCCUUUUCCAAUCUUCCGCGGGCCGAACGCGCGGGAUGGUCCGCGCGCCGCCACCUCGCGACGUCGACGUGCGCGUGGAGGGACGUCGCGAGGGAUACCCGCGGGGACGGCGGUGCGAGGCGCGGUAAGCCAGGCGGCGGGGGGGGCGGGGGCAGAGGGGGAUCCGGCGGUUUCGGAGGGGGUGGGGGUGGAGGUCGGGACUCGGAUGCCCCGUCGCGUACGCGCGCUCGGCCCUCCAAGAAGCCGUCGUCCUCCUUCGGCGGGAAGAAGAAAUCCGGCGCGCCGAUGGCGCUCCCCGAUCGUUUCGCCGCGCUCGCCACGAGGGAGGCGGAGCUCGAGGGUGCCGACCCGCCGAUCCCCGGGGAUACCCCCGGACGGCCCGACGGCGCGGGCGCCCAAUCCAAAUCCAAAUCCAAAUCCAAGCAGAGGCGGAAGGAAGCCGGCGGCCCGAUCGAGAUCCUCUCCGGCUCGACCAUCGCCGAGGUCGCCAGGGCGCUCAAGUCGUCCGCCGGUGCGGUCGAGAAAGCGCUCGCGGACCUCGGCGAGUCCGCGGCGAGCGCCGAGGAGGUUCUAUCGGACGAUCUCGUCGAACUUCUCGCGAUGGAGCUCGGGCUCGAGAUCGUCGUCAAACACGACCCGUCGACCGCGUCGGCGAAAGGUGGGGCCCAUCCGGCGACGGUCGAUCCCCCGAGACGCGCCGUCGUCGCCGUGAUGGGCCACGUCGACCACGGCAAGACCACGCUGCUGGACACCCUUCGUUCGUCCUCCGUCGCCGCGAGCGAGGCGGGCGGGAUCACGCAGCACAUCGGCGCGUUCGUCGUGAACCUCUCCAACGGAGGCGAGCUCGUCUUCCUCGACACCCCGGGGCACGCGGCCUUCUCGGCGAUGCGCCAGAGGGGCGCGAAGUGCACGGAUGUCGCCGUCCUCGUGUGCGCGGCGGACGACGGGGUGAUGCCGCAGACGCGCGAGGCGGCGGCGCACAUCCAGGCGGCCAACUGCAGGUACGUCGUGGCGAUAACCAAAUGCGACGCCCCCGGCGCGGAUCCGUCGCGAGUCCGCGACGAGCUCAUCGCCGCGGGAAUUCCUUUGGAGCAGAGCGGCGGGGACGUGCAGUGCGUGGACGUGAGCGCGGUGUCGGGUCAGGGCAUGGAGGACCUCGAGAUGGCGCUCUUCCUCGAGGCGGAGGCGAUGAACCUUCGGGCGCCCACGGAUUGCGACGGCGCCGGUGUCGUCUUGGAGGCGAGGAAAGACCCGAGCCGCGGCGCCGUGGUCACCGGGUUGCUCCGCCGCGGCUCGCUCGAGGUGGGCGCGUGCGUCGUCGCGGGGGCGCAGUUCGGGCGGGUUCGCAAACUCGUCGGCUACGGCGGCGUCGAGACGGACACGAUCGGCCCGAGCGAGCCGUUCGAGCUGGCGGGUUUGAGGGGCGUCCCGUUGGCGGGUGACCCGAUUCAACGCGUGGGGUCGGAGGAUCGCGCGAGACGCGUCGCGCGCGCCAGGGAGGCGCGCGCGACGCAGGCGAGGCUCGACGCCCUCGCCGCGGAUGCCGGGCUCGACGCCGGUACCCCGCGCGCCUUCGAGCUCGAGCACACGCACGCGCCGGUGGGCGCGCGAGGUAAGGCGGCGGUGGCGAAGAUGCGGAGAAAGUCGAGGCUUCGGGGCGGCGACGUCGACGCGUCACAGCUGGACGACGACGACGACGACGACCUCCUCGACGCGCUCGACGACGACGACGACGCGUCAGGUACCAACAGGGACCUUUGCUGCAUCGUCAAGGCUGACGUGCAGGGCACCGCGGAGGCUGUCCGCGACGCGGUUUUGACUCUCGGUUCCCCCGCCGUCGGCGUUAAAGUCGUGUACGUGGGCGUGGGUCCGGUGACGGAAUCUGACGUCUCCCUCGCCGCCGCCAUCGGCGGCCCGAUCCUCGCGUUCAACGUCCGCGAACCCCCUUCGGGUAUCGCCGCGCAGGCGAAGCGCUUGGGCGUCCCGGUCGUGGAGCGCAAGGUGAUAUACCACCUCCUCGACGCGGUGGGCGAGAUGUUGGGUGACAGGGCGCCGGAGCGUCUCGUGGAGUCCGUCGCGGGCGAGGCUGAGGUGCGCGCGGUGUUCGACCUCUCCGGCCGACGGGGGAACAAGGCGGACGUCGUGGCCGGGUGCCUGGUGAACUUGGGCGCGCUGGACGGGUCGGAGAGGUUCAGGGUCAUGCGAGACGGCGCGCCCGCGCACGAGGGUCUGCUCGAGUGCGAGAGCAUCCGGCGGCACAAGCUGGAGGUGACCACGGUGGGCAAGGGGACGGACUGCGGGGUGAGUCUGCGGUGGGGAGCGGUGGAGGUGAGGGUCGGGGACGUGUUGCAGUGCGUCAAGAUGGUGAAGAAGAAGGCUGGGGUGGAGCGCGUGGCGACGGGGGGCGCGAGGGUGCUCGACGCGUGA
Messenger RNA from Micromonas commoda, 2556 nucleotides. RefSeq lists its product with no specific name. Bases 1 to 2556 code for a protein of 851 amino acids. Lineage: Eukaryota; Viridiplantae; Chlorophyta; Mamiellophyceae; Mamiellales; Mamiellaceae. Gene Ontology annotation, molecular function: GTPase activity; GTP binding. The transcript has a single exon. The record is from RefSeq and is a predicted model, not a curated record.